UGCCCUUACGUCAGCUGGAGCGGCUCAAAUUUGCUUCAGUGUUUCACGUGGAAGGUUCGGGACCAACAGUUCUUCAGCAGGAAUUCAGCAAUGCAAGGGGUCGGGCGUCUAACUUCUCUGCAGUCCUGUCGGAGUUUGUAGGAUUUCAUCCGAUAAUUGAGCUGGACUAAAACGUCAAAAUGAACACCGGAGCAUUUCUGCUGAUGCUUGUCGUUCGGAUCUACGCCGAUAAUAUGGAAGGGCCAACAGCCGGCUGUACGUUUGAGGAGGAUGCUGACCCAAGCCUGUGUGACUACAGACAAGGUCAAGAGGAUGACUUUGACUGGCAGCUCAUAAGAUCCUUGAGCUGGCUAAACACCACCCCAGACCUUCUACGAGGGUCCUUCAUGAUGGUCAACUCCUCCCAGCAUGCCGCGGGGCAGCGCGGGCACCUGCUGCUGCGGCCUCUCAGCGAGAACGACACACACUGCAUCCAGUUCAGCUACUUCCUGUACAGCCGCGACGGACACAGCCCCGGGGACCUGCGGAUCUACAUCCGGGUCAACGGCGGUCCAAGGGGAAGUGCCGUGUGGAACGUGUCCGGUUCGCACGGCCGCCAGUGGCAUCAGGUGGAGCUAGCCAUCAGCACGUUCUGGCCCAGCGAAUACCAGAUCGUCUUUGAGGCGACCGUCUCAGCCGAGCGGCGGGGCUACAUCGCUCUGGACGACAUCCUGCUGCUGAACUACCCCUGCUACAAGGUGCCCCACUUUUCUCGGCUGGGUGACGUGGAGGUGAACGCCGGGCAGAAUGCCACUUUCCAGUGUGUCGCGACGGGCAAGACUGGCGAGGAGGAGCCCUUCUUGCUGGAGCGCCGCAAUGGCGCUCUGGCGAUGGCGUCCUCGGUGGUGCGGCUGAGCCACAAGCGGCUGAUGGCGACCUUCCAGGUGGAGGCGGAGCGCGGCGAGCAGGACUUGUACCGCUGCGUCACCCAGUCCACUCGCGGUUCCGCCGUCUCCAACUUUGGCGAGCUGAUCGUACGAGUGCCCCCGACGCCUAUCGCCCCCCCCCAGCUGCUCCGUGCGGGCCCCACCUACCUAAUCAUCCAGCUCAACACUAACUCCAUCGUCGGGGACGGGCCCGUGAUCCGCCGAGAGAUUGAGUACCGCGCCAGCCAAUCACCUUGGACUGAGACCCACGGCGUGGGCUCGCUGACCUAUAAGGUGUGGCACCUGGAGCCGGACACGGAGUACCGCAUCAGCGUGCUGCUCACCAGGCCAGGGGAGGGGGGCACGGGGGCGCCUGGGCCCCCCCUGAUCAGCAGGACAAAGUGUGCAGAGCCCAUGCGUGCGCUGCGGGGCCUGACCUCCAUGGAGAUCCAGCCCCGUCAGCUGGCCCUGCAGUGGGAGCCCCUGGGCUACAACCUGACCCGCUGCCACACCUACUCGGUGUCCCUGUGCUACCGCUACUCCACGCCAGCAGGGGGCGGCGGAGGGAACAACGCCACGGUGCGCGAGUGCCUGUCGGUGGAGCGCAACACAUCCCACUUCACCCUGCGGGACCUGCCGCCCUUCCGGGCCGUGCACGUGCGCCUGGCGCUGGCCAACCCCGAGGGCAAGAAGGAGAGUCGCGAGGUCACCUUCCAGACCGAGGAGGACAUACCUGGCGGUAUUGCACCCGAGUCCCUGACCUUCACCCCGUUGGAUGAUAUGAUUUUCCUCAAGUGGGAGGAGCCUGUGGAGCCCAAUGGCCUCAUCACACAGUAUGAGAUCAGCUACCAGAGCAUCGAGUCGUCCGACCCGGGCAUCAACGUGCCAGGGCCUCGGCGCACCGUGUCCAAGCUGAAGAACGAGACCUACCACAUGUUCUCAGGCCUGCACCCAGGCACCACCUACCUGGUGUCGGUGCGCGCCCGCACCGCCAAGGGCUUCGGCCAGACCGCCCUCACCGAGAUCACCACCAACAUCUCAGCCCCGGUGUUUGACUACGAGGACGUCCCGUCGCCUCUCAGCGAAUCAGAGAGCACCAUCACUGUGCUGCUGCGGCCUGCGUUGGGGAGAGGGGCCCCCGUCAGCACCUACCAGGUGGUAGUGGUGGAGGAGGACGGCUCGCGGCGCGUGAGGAGGAGGGAGGCGGGCGGAACCGACUGUUUCCCCCCCGUCGCCGCCGCCGCCGCCGCCGCCCACAACGAGGCGCAGACCAAGGGAGCCCCCCACUACUACACAGCCGAGCUGCCUCCCAGCAGCCUCCCUGAGGCCACGCCCUUCACCGUGGGGGACAACCACACCUACAACGGCUACUGGAACAUGCCGCUGGACCCCACCAAGAACUAUCUCAUCUACUUCCAGGCGGCCAGCAACUUCCGAGGGGAAACAAGGAUCAACUGUAUCCGGGUUGCCAGAAAAGCUGCCUGCAAGGACUCCAAGCGGGCCCUGGAGGUUUCCCAGCAUGCCGAGGACAUGGGUCUGAUCCUGGGGGCGUGUGCCGGGGGGCUGGUGGUCCUCAUCCUGCUUCUGGGGGCCAUCGUCAUCGUCGUCAAGAAGGGAAGGGACUUCUAUUCUUACUCUUACUACCCCAGGAAGAAGGUGGCCAUGAACAAGGCAGCCAUGUCCUACCGGCAGGACAAAAACAGGAAGCUGGGCUCGCUGGACUGUAGCAUGACAGACCAGAGUACCCUGCAGCAGGACGAACGUACCGCACACUCCUUCCUGGACGCCCACAACUGCAACGUUAGGAACGAGCAGCGGAGUUCAGUGAACGAGUCCAGCAGUCUGCUGGGCGGCUCCCCGCACCGCCACUGUCGCAGGAAGAGCUCGCCCUAUCACACGGGUCAGCUUCACCCUGCCGUCCGCGUGGCCGACCUCCUGCAGCACAUCAACCAGAUGAAGACGGCCGAGGGGUAUGGCUUCAAGCAGGAGUACGAGGGGUACCAACGAUCCAACCACUUCAUUGCCACCCAAGGUCCCAAGCAGGAGAUGAUCUAUGACUUUUGGAGGAUGGUGUGGCAGGAGAAUUGCUUCAGCAUUGUCAUGAUUACCAAGCUGGUGGAGGUGGGACGGAUGAAGUGCUGUAAGUACUGGCCGGAUGACAGUGAACUCUACGGCGACAUCAAGAUCACCCUGUUGAAGACAGAGACCCUCGCAGAGUACACUGUCCGCACCUUCGCCAUGGAGAGGAGGGGCUACCCUGCCAAGCAUGAGGUGUGUCAGUUCCACUUCACGUCGUGGCCGGAGCACGGCGUGCCCUACCACGCCACCGGCCUGCUGGCCUUCCUGCGCAGGGUCAAGGCCUCCACGCCCCCCGACGCUGGGCCCGUGGUGGUGCACUGCAGUAUGGGAGCGGGCCGGACGGGCUGCUACAUCGUGCUGGACGUCAUGCUGGAUAUGGCCGAGUGUGAGGGAGUGGUGGAUAUCUACAACUGUGUCAAGACCCUCUGCUCCAGACGCAUCAACAUGAUCCAGACUGAGGAACAGUAUGUUUUCAUUCAUGAUGCCAUCCUGGAGGCGUGUCUGUGCGGAGAGACUGCCAUCCCUGUGAGUGAGUUUGCUCUCACCUACAAGGACAUGCUGAGAGUGGACUCCCAGAGCAACACCUCGCAGUUCCGGGAGGAGUUCCAGACGCUAAACUCAGUGACCCCCCACCUGGACGUAGAGGAGUGCAGCAUCUCCCUGCUCCCCAGGAACCGGGAGAAGAACCGGAGCAUGGACGUUCUGCCUCCGGACCGCGCCCUAGCCUUCCUGGUCACCACCGACGGCGAGAGCAACGACUACAUCAACGCCGCGCUCACCGACAGCUUCCACCGGCCCGCCGCCUUCGUGGUCACGCCCCACCCCCUCCCCGGCACCACCGCCGACUUCUGGAGACUGGUGUAUGACUACGGCUGCACCUCCGUGGUCAUGCUCAACCAGCUCAACCAGUCCAACUCCGCCUGGCCCUGCCUGCAGUACUGGCCUGAGCCGGGACUGCAACAGUUUGGACCAAUGACAGUGGAGCUCCUGUCCCGGACGGCAGACGAUGAUGUCAUCAUACGCCUGUUCCGCGUUCAGAACAUUACACGGAUUCAGGAGGGUCAGCUAGUGGUACGCCAUUUCCAGUUCCUCCGCUGGUCUCCGUAUCGUGACGUCCCCGACUCCAAAAAGGCCUUCCUCAGCCUCCUGGCACAGGUGCACAACUGGCAGAGAGAGUGCGGAGAAGGACGGACCAUCGUUCACUGCCUGAAUGGCGGGGGUCGUAGUGGGACUUUCUGCGCCUGCACCAUGAUUCUGGAGAUGAUCCGACACCACAGUGUGGUAGAUGUCUUCUACGCUGCCAAGACGCUACGCAACUCCAAGCCCAACAUGGUGGAGACCAUGGAGCAGUACCGGUUCUGCUAUGACCUGGCUCUGGAGUACUUAGACUGCCUGGAGGUGAGAUAGCACUGAUCUCAGAGAUGUGAUCAGCUCCCUGGAUCCUAGUCUUGGGUCCUGGGUCCUGGUUUUGGGUCCUGGGUCCAUCCAUAGUCAGAUGGUUUCUUCUCUGUGCAACCCCCCACACCUGGAUGAAAGUCUACAUACCGUAAUGAACAUUGACACCGAGCCUAUGGGAAAUGACCACCUCCCACAACUCUGGGUCCCUUCCCCUCAUGCGUUCUACUCCAACAUGUACUCGAUUGUGCCACACCUCCAACAAGUUGAACAGGAACUGAGUCUGGUCCGUCUCCUCAUUUUGACUGGACGUUUUCCAGGUCACCUGACCACUGGUGGUAUACUCAGAGCUUUGCAACUUCCUGCCUUACUGGGACAAUAUCAACAAACACCAAGAACAAGCUGUAGUCUUGACAACUACAAUAAAACAAACUGCAGCAGCACAAAACAAUACCAACUAAUUGGAUGAUAUCGUAUUGUGUGUUUGUUUUGUAAUACUCUGUACAUGGUGCAAUCUACUGUUGGUGAACAUCCCAUUUGUGUUCAGUAUAUAUUGACGUUUUCUUGCAAGAGGCUGGCUAAGCAGAGGCUCCAAUCCUGAAGGAGAUUUGCCUUUCCAAAGGAAGGAUGAGGUUUCCAUCGUAUGCUACUGUACAGGAGAAUGGUGGUGGACUGAACAUUUAUUUUAUUUCUGUCUAAUUUAUUAUUUGUGUAAAUAGAUCUUUUCCAGAUGUUUCUAGAUGUUGAUGUCUUAAUGUGCCAAUCCAUUCUCUUUGUGUCUGUGAACAGGGACCAUCCAAGCAUCUGCAUGCAAGUCUUAGGUAUUUCAUUGCAGUUUGUGACCCAGUCUGCUUCAGGGGGGCUAAUAACCUGGACCCCCAUAGUCAGAAAGAGCUAUAUAUGAAAAAAAAAUAUGAUGUGUUGCUGUGGGAACAAGGUGAACAAGUCACCGAAACACGUUGCUUUUUAAAUUUGUAUUUAUCAAUGUGUUUUAUUUUCUAAAUAGUGUAAAAAACUAAAAUAAAUAAAC
Messenger RNA from Hypomesus transpacificus, 5409 nucleotides. Its product is annotated as receptor-type tyrosine-protein phosphatase U-like. Gene Ontology annotation, cellular component: membrane. Gene Ontology annotation, molecular function: protein binding; protein tyrosine phosphatase activity. Gene Ontology annotation, biological process: protein dephosphorylation. The record is from RefSeq and is a predicted model, not a curated record. NCBI's taxonomy places the organism in Eukaryota, Metazoa, Chordata, Actinopteri, Osmeriformes, Osmeridae. The transcript has 28 exons. Bases 180 to 4391 code for a protein of 1403 amino acids.